This is a messenger RNA of Indicator indicator, 1245 nucleotides long. RefSeq names its product secernin 1 (gene SCRN1). NCBI's taxonomy places the organism in Eukaryota, Metazoa, Chordata, Aves, Piciformes, Indicatoridae. The coding region runs from base 1 to 1245 and encodes 414 amino acids. The transcript is spliced from 7 exons. The record is from RefSeq and is a predicted model, not a curated record. Gene Ontology annotation, molecular function: cysteine-type exopeptidase activity; dipeptidase activity. Gene Ontology annotation, biological process: proteolysis.
AUGGCUGCAGCUCCUCCGAGUUACUGUUUUGUAGCCUUUCCCCCAUGUUCUAAAGAUGGGCUGGUGGUGUUUGGAAAGAACUCUGCAAGGCCUAGGGAUGAAGUGCAGGAGGUGGUCUACUUUGCUGCUGCAGAUCAUGAUCCAGGAAGCAAAGUUGAGUGCACAUAUAUUGAGAUUGAGCAGGUGCCAAAGACUCAUGCUGUGGUACUGAGCAGGCCCUCCUGGCUUUGGGGGGCAGAAAUGGGAGCUAACGAGCACGGAGUCUGUGUAGCUAACGAAGCCGUCGUGACCAGAGAACCAGCUUCUGAGUCUGAAGCCUUGCUUGGAAUGGAUCUUGUCAGGCUUGGCCUAGAAAGAGGGGCAACAGCUAAAGAAGCAUUGGAUGUAAUAGUUGCUCUGUUGGAAGAGCAUGGACAAGGUGGAAAUUACUAUGAGGAUGGGAGUUCAUGCCAUACAUUCCAAAGUGCAUUUUUGAUUGUGGACAGAAAUGAAGCCUGGAUACUGGAGACUUCUGGGAAGUACUGGGCAGCAGAAAAAAUCACAGAGGGUGUGAAGUGCAUUUGCAAUCAGCUUUCAUUAACUACCAAGAUUGAUGCUGAGCAUCCUGAACUACGGAACUAUGUGAGAAGUCAAGGCUGGUGGAACGGAGACUCAGACUUCAAUUUUUCUGAAGUGUUCUCUCUUGCUGAUGACCACUUAGCCUGCUCUUCUGGCAGGGAGAGCCUAGAAAAGCAAGGGGGUGAUGUUUCUGCACAAGCUAUGAUUGAUGUUCUGCGUGACAAGGACAGUGGUGUCUGUGUGGACUCUGAAUCCUUCCUCACUACAGCUAGCAUAGUGUCUGUUCUGCCUCAGGACUCUAGUUUUCCCUGUGUUCAUUACUUCACUGGCACACCAGACCCUUCAAGGUCCAUAUUUAAACCCUUUAUUUUUGUUGAUGAUGUAAAAUUAGUACCAAAAGUGCAGUCUCCUUCCUUUGGCAAUGAUGAUCCUGCUAAAAAGAUACCUCGGUUCCAGGAGAAGCCUGACCGCAGGCAUGAGUUGUACAAGGCACACGAGUGGGCAAGAUCUCUCCUGGAGAAUGACCAGGAUAAAGGCCAGAAACUGAUGAGGAUUAUGUUAGACCUUGAAAAACAAGGCUUGGAAGCAAUGGAAGAUAUCCUUACUCGUACAGAGAUCCUGGAUCCUGCUGAAGUAGUGGAUCUUUUCUAUGACUGUGUUGACACAGAGCUCAAGUUCUUCAAAUAA